Propithecus coquereli (Coquerel's sifaka) is the source of this 3615-nucleotide messenger RNA. It is a transcript of the gene RECQL4, whose product is annotated as RecQ protein-like 4. The record is from RefSeq and is a predicted model, not a curated record. Gene Ontology annotation, biological process: telomere maintenance; double-strand break repair via homologous recombination; DNA replication. Gene Ontology annotation, molecular function: ATP binding; zinc ion binding; nucleic acid binding. The coding region runs from base 1 to 3615 and encodes 1204 amino acids. The transcript is spliced from 21 exons. Lineage: Eukaryota; Metazoa; Chordata; Mammalia; Primates; Indriidae. Gene Ontology annotation, cellular component: cytoplasm; chromosome; nucleus.
AUGGAGCGGCUGCGGGACGUGCGGACGCGGCUGCGGGAGUGGGAGCGCGCGUUCGGGCGGCAGCAUGGGCGGCGGCCGGGCCAGGACGACGUGGAGGCGGCACCAGAGGAGACCCGCGCGCUCUACCGGGAGUACAGCGCCCUGAAGCGAGUCCUGGGCCAGGCCGGCGGCGGGCCCCGCACCCCCGAGCAGUCGCUCCCCGCGGCGGCCGAAGAGGCCCCAGAGCACAGCUGCUGGGGACCCCACCUGAAUAGGGCUGCCACUAAGAGUCCACACCCUGCUCCAGAGCAGAGCUGUCGAGGGUCUGUGCAGGACUAUGGGAAGAGGCUUAAGGCCAAUCUGAAAGGCACCCUGCAGGCUGGGCCAGCCCUGGUCUGCAUAUCCUGCCCCCGACGAAGACCCUCAUCCAAGAUAACCACCCCAAAGCCCUCAGGCACAGGGGCUGACUCUGUCCCUCCAAAUGAAGUCAGUGAUGUGCCCCCCAAGCCUCCUGAGCCCCAGCCAAGGCCAGGCCGGCUCCAGCAGCUACGGGCGUCCCUGAGCCUGCGGCUGGGCUCCCUAGACCCAGGGUGGCUACAGCGGUGUCACAAUGGGGCCUCACAUUUUCUGGAGGCCCCCACGGCCUGCAGGCCUGGCCUGGACUCAGAGGAAUCACAAACUGUGACCUUAGGUAAGUUGGCUGUCCUUGGUCCUGGCACUGGCUUUGAGGCACUUUCACAGGGCCCAGAGCCUCCAGCCCUACAGGCAGCCCAAGCUGGUACAGGGAGCCCCCCACCCAGCAACAAUCAAGGCAAGAAGCCAAGAUGGAGUGAGGAGCCCUGGGCAAGUCCUACACAGGUCCAGUGGGACAGUGGCCAAGCAGGACCCCCAUCUCAAGGUGCUGGAGCCAUAGCACUUGAGGAAGACCCUGCUAGGGAAUCUGUACAUGCACAGCGACCUCAGCCCUGCAGUAGCCCUUCAAUCCCCAGGUACCACAGCUUCAACCCCUUGAGUCAUGCCAGGGCGGGGAAGGCUGAGGGCAUGUCCUACCUGCACAUCUUCCCUAGGACAGCCGUCCGGGACAGGGGUAAUUACAUACGCCUCAACAUGAAGCAGAAACGCUACACACGGGGCAGGACCCUUCGAGGCAGGCUCCUCCGCAAGCAGGCAUGGAAGCAGAAGUGGCAAAAAAAAGGAAAGUGUUUUGGGGGUGGUGGGCCCAGAGCCACACUCGAGGCUUGUCUGUCGUGUGGGCAGCUUGGUCACUGGGCACCACAGUGUCCCCAGCCAGUAGGUGAGGAAGACACAGGGCCUGCUGGGCCUGAGCUCAAGGUGCCCCACCUGGCCCCUGCCAUGCUGCCUCUCUACCCAUUAGGGCCCUUAGGGCAGGUGGCAGAGACACCAACUGAGGUCUUCCAGGGCCUGGAGCAACUAGGACACCGAGCCUUCCGCCCCGGGCAGGAGCACACAGUCAUGCGAAUCCUGUCUGGCAUUUCCACACUGCUGGUGCUGCCAACAGGCGCCGGCAAGUCCCUGUGCUACCAGCUCCCGGCACUGCUCUACUCCCAGCGCAGCCCCUGCCUCACACUGGUUAUCUCUCCACUCCUUUCACUCAUGGAUGACCAGGUGUCAGGCCUGCCCCCAUGCCUCAAGGCAGCCUGCAUCCACUCAGGAAUGACCAAGAAGCAGCAGGAGUCUGUCCUGCAGAAGGUACGGGCAGCCCAGCUACAUGUGCUGAUGCUAUCACCUGAGGCACUGGUGGGGGCAGGGGGCCCUGCCAUCCUCACCCAACUCCCUCCGGUGGCCUUUGCCUGUUUCGACGAGGCCCACUGCCUCUCUCAGUGGUCCCACAACUUCCGGCCCUGUUACCUGCGCAUCUGCAAGAUGCUUCGUGAGCGCAUGGGUGUGCGGUGCUUCCUGGGUCUCACAGCCACGGCCACACGCAGCACUGCCCGUGACGUGGCCCAGCACCUGGGUAUAGUAGAAGAGCUGGGUCUCUGUGGGCCAGCCCCUGUUCCUGCUAACCUGCACCUCUCUGUGUCCAUGGACAGGGACCCAGACCAGGCUCUGGUGACGCUGCUGCAGGGGGAUCGUUUUCGUGCCCUGGAUUCCAUCAUUGUUUACUGCAACCGUCGUGAGGACACAGAGCGGGUCGCUGCACUUCUCCGGACCUGUCUGUGUGCAGUCCGGGGUCCGGGCCCUGGAGAUCGUGCCCCCGAAGCUGUGGCUGAGGCCUACCACGCUGGCAUGUGCAGCCGGCAGCGGCAGCGGGUGCAGCGGGCCUUCAUGCAGGGCCAGUUGCGGGUGGUGGUGGCCACGGUAGCCUUCGGUAUGGGACUGCACCGGCCGGAUGUGCGCGCUGUGCUGCACCUGGGGCUGCCCCCGAGCUUCGAGAGCUACGUGCAGGCUGUAGGCCGGGCCGGGCGUGAUGGGCAGCCUGCCCACUGCCACCUCUUCCUGCGGCCCCAGGGCGAGGACCUGUGGGAGCUGCGCAGACAUGUGCAUGCCAACAGCACCGACUUCCUUGCUGUGAAGAAGCUGGUGCAGCGUGUAUUCCCACCCUGCACCUGCGCCCAGCCACCCCCAGAGGAGCAAAGAGGUGUGGGCAGGGAGAGGCCUGUGGCCAAGUGCCCCGUUCAAAAGGCCGAGUAUCACAGCAGCCCCCAAGCAGCCCCAGAGCCCAGGAGGGCCUGCCCAGGCCAUGAGCUGGCACUCCCAGUGCAGCCAACAGUGCAGGCCCUGGACCUGCCGGAGGAGGCCAUCGAGACGCUGCUGUGCUACCUGGAGCUGCACCCGCGGCGCUGGCUAGAGCUACUGCCUACCACCUAUGCCCAUUGCCGUCUGCGCUGCCCUGGGGGGCCCACCGAGCUCCAGGUUCUGGCCCACAGGUGUCCCCCUUUGGCUGUGUGCUUGGCUCGGCAGCCACCUGAGGACACAAGGUGGGAUAGCAGGUCCUUGGAGUUUGACAUGGUAGAGCUGGCAGACUCGAUGGGCUGGGAGCUGGCCUCUGUGCGGCGAGCUCUCCGCCAGCUGCAGUGGGACCAAGAGCCCAGGACAGGUGUGCCACGGGGCACGGGGGUGCUUGUGGAGUUCCAGGAGCUGGCCUUCCACCUUCGCAGCCCUGGAGACCUAACAGCCGAGGAGAGGGACCAGAUCUGUGACUUCCUGUAUGGCCGUGUGCAGGCCCGGGAGAGUGAGGCCUUGACCCGUCUACACCGAAACUUCCAGGCCUUUCACAGCAUGGCCUUCCCCAGCUGCGGGCCCUGCCUGGAGCAGCCCAGUGAGGAGCAGAGCACCAAGCUCAAGGACCUGCUUGGCCGCUACUUUGAAGAAGAGGCAGAGGAGGCACAGGGGCCGGAGGCCAUGGGGGAUGAGCAGGGCCCAGAGCUGGGGCAAGCUAUGCUCCAGGACUGGGAGGACCAGAUCCGCCGCGACAUCCGCCAGCUUCUGUCCCUGUGGCCAGAGGAGAAGUUCUCAGGCAGGGCUGUGGCCCGCAUCUUCCACGGCAUUGGAAGCCCCUGCUACCCAGCCCAGGUGUAUGGGCGGGACCGUCGUUUCUGGAGAAAGUACCUGCACCUGAGCUUCCAUGCCCUGAUGUGCCUGGCCACAGAGGAGCUCCUGCUGGUGGGCCGCUGA